Amblyraja radiata (thorny skate) is the source of this 833-nucleotide messenger RNA. Its product is annotated as homeobox protein EMX1-like. Bases 1 to 522 code for a protein of 173 amino acids. The record is from RefSeq and is a predicted model, not a curated record. Gene Ontology annotation, cellular component: nucleus. NCBI's taxonomy places the organism in Eukaryota, Metazoa, Chordata, Chondrichthyes, Rajiformes, Rajidae. Gene Ontology annotation, molecular function: RNA polymerase II cis-regulatory region sequence-specific DNA binding; DNA-binding transcription factor activity, RNA polymerase II-specific. The transcript has 3 exons. Gene Ontology annotation, biological process: regulation of transcription by RNA polymerase II; brain development; central nervous system development.
AUGCCAUUAAUUGAAGACUUUGCCCUUCCCAUUGACCGCCCAAAGUGCAACACCUGGACUCGAGGUUCUAAGCUGUCGGUUUACACGAAGGACCCCAGGAAUGAGGGGGAUGGAUUGGAUAGCCAUGAGAGGACACCAUUGACGGAGCGGGGUUAUUUUCUGUCCACAGGGCCGGACGGUGCCCAGGAGACAAUGCUACUUCACGGCCCAUUUGCCCGCAAGCCCAAGCGGAUCCGCACGGCCUUCUCACCGUCUCAGCUGCUGCGUCUCGAGAGGGCCUUCGAGAAGAACCACUAUGUAGUGGGAGCCGAGAGGAAGCAGCUCGCUGGCAGCCUCAGCCUGUCCGAGACACAGGUGAAGGUGUGGUUUCAGAACAGGAGAACCAAGUACAAGCGGCAGAAGUUGGAGGAGGAGGGUCCCGACUCGCAGCAGAAGAAGAAAGGUUCACAUCACGUCAACCGCUGGAGACUGGCCACCAAGCAGUCCAGCCCCGAGGACAUUGAUGUCACCUCGGAAGACUAGCCCGGUGGCUCUGGGGCCGGGGAACGAGACGGGUCCCAGCAGAUCCAAACUGAAGCGUGGACAAUUUUCCCCACCAACGUACAGGGGGGGGGGGGGGGGGGGGGCAACCGGGAAGCGACGGGCCGAGUGGCCCACUCCGGCACCUAGUGUCUACAAACCGACACGUUGACAAUCGCCUGACAGUCCCACAACGGAGACUGGAUCCGACAACCAACCUAGUGGAGUGUGUGGAUGGGAGAGUGUAUCAUCCAUCCGCAGUGUACAUAUAUAUAUAUAAAUAUAUAUUAUAUUAAAAGCUAUCCGGAACAAAA